Messenger RNA from Manis pentadactyla (Chinese pangolin), 2784 nucleotides. It is a transcript of the gene TMEM87A, whose product is annotated as transmembrane protein 87A. Gene Ontology annotation, cellular component: Golgi apparatus; Golgi cisterna membrane. The record is from RefSeq and is a predicted model, not a curated record. Gene Ontology annotation, biological process: retrograde transport, endosome to Golgi. The transcript has 20 exons. Bases 56 to 1747 code for a protein of 563 amino acids. Lineage: Eukaryota; Metazoa; Chordata; Mammalia; Pholidota; Manidae.
CCGGAAGGAGGCGGGGCGAACCGGAAGAGGGUGAAAUGCUGUGGGUAGGCAGUCCAUGGCUGUGAAGAUGGCGGCGGCUGCGUGGCUUCAGGUGCUGCCUGUCAUUCUUCUUCUGGGGACUCAGAUAUCCCCAUUGUCUCUCUUCGGUAUAGGACCGGCACCCGUCGCUGCUGCUGAUCGAUCAAAAUGGCACAUUCCGAUACCGUCGGGGAAAAAUUAUUUUAGUUUUGGAAAGAUCCUCUUCAAAAAUACAACAAUCUUCCUGAAAUUUGAUGGAGAACCUUGUGGUGUAUCUUUGAAUAUAACCUGGUAUCUGAAAAGUGCUGACUGUUACAAUGAAAUCUACAACUUCAAGGCAGAAGAAGUGGAAACAUAUUUGGAAAACCUUAGGGAAAAAAAAGGCCUAUCUGGGAAAUAUCAAACAUCAUCAAAAUUGUUCCAGAACUGCAGUGAACUCUUUAAAACACAAAGCUUUUCUGGGGAUUUUGUGCGAUUGCCUCUUAUAGGAGAAAAACAGGAGGCUAAGGAAAAUGGAACAAAUCUUACCUUUACUGGAGACAAAACUGCAAUGCAUGAUCCAUUGAAAACUUGGCAAGAUGCACCAUACAUUUUUAUUGUGCAUAUUGGGAUUUCACCUUCAAAGGAAUCAUCAAAAGAAAAUUCACUAAGUAAUCUUUUUACCAUCUGUGUUUUGGCAGUGACUGUUGAAGUGAAGGGUCCCUUCGACUACCUCACGCUUGAAGAAUAUCCACUAAUGAUUUUUUUCAUGGUGAUGUGUAUUGUAUAUGUCUUGUUUGGUGUUCUGUGGCUGGCAUGGUCUGCCUGCUACUGGAGAGAUCUCCUGAGAAUUCAGUUUUGGAUCGGUGCUGUCAUCUUCCUGGGAAUGCUUGAGAAAGCAGUCUUCUAUGCAGAAUUUCAGAACAUCCGUUACAAAGGAGAAUCUGUUCAAGGCGCCCUGAUCCUUGCAGAGCUGCUUUCUGCAGUUAAGCGCUCCCUGGCUCGAACACUGGUCAUCAUAGUCAGUCUGGGAUAUGGCAUAGUCAAGCCUCGCCUUGGAGUCACUCUUCACAAGGUUGUGGUGGCAGGAGCCCUCUAUCUUUUGUUCUCUGGCAUGGAGGGGGUCCUCAGAGUUACUGGGUAUUUUUCUUAUCCUUUGGCUCUGAUAGUAAACCUGGCCCUCUCAGCUAUUGAUGCCUGUAUUAUUUUAUGGAUAUUUAUUAGCCUGACUCAAACAAUGAAGCUAUUAAAACUUCGGAGGAACAUUGUAAAACUCUCUUUGUAUCGACAUUUCACCAACACACUUAUCUUGGCAGUAGCAGCAUCUAUUGUGUUCAUCAUCUGGACAACCAUGAAGUUCAGGAUAGUGACUUGUCAGUCGGAUUGGCGGGAGCUGUGGGUGGACGAUGCCAUCUGGCGGUUGCUGUUCUCCAUGAUCCUCUUUGUCAUCAUGGUGCUCUGGCGACCAUCUGCAAAUAACCAGAGGUUUGCCUUUUCACCAUUGUCUGAGGAAGAGGAAGAAGAUGAACAAAAGGAGCCUAUGCUGAAAGAAAGCUUUGAAGGAAUGAAAAUGAGAAGUACUAAACAAGAACCAAAUGGAAAUAGUAAAGUAAACAAAGCUCAGGAAGAUGAUUUGAAGUGGGUAGAAGAAAAUGUCCCUUCUUCUGUGACAGAUGUAGCACUUCCAGCCCUUCUGGAUUCAGAUGAGGAACGAAUGAUCACACACUUUGAAAGGUCUAAGAUGGAGUAAAGAGUGGGAAGAUGUGUAGCUGAAGAUAGCUAGUUUCUGGAAGUGAUCAGCUUCUGUGUCAGUCUUCUAUACUGCUCCAUGGAAUUAAAGGAGGCAAUGACAUCCUGAUCUGUUCCUUGAUCUUUGUGCAUUGGAGCUGGUGAGAGGUGUCGGAACAAGGAUAUCAUCUUACUGACAACAAGUUCAUAGGACGAGAAAAAUCUACAAGUUUUGUAUUGACAUUGAUGCCCCUUUCCCUCCCAUACCUUGCCAUGGAUGUUAUCCAACUUAACGUGUGUUGUUCCUGAACCUUCUAUAAUGUUUAAAUUGUUUAAUGUGUCAAACUAAAAAGUUUAACAUCUUCUUAAGAACUGUGACAUCAACGCCAUAAUAUGUAAUCUCCAGGAGCAACUGCCUGUUCAAUUUUAUUUAUUUAGGGAGUUACAUAGGUGAUGGGGGAAAUUGCUAAUUAGCUUUCCAUUUCCUGGGAAGCCACGGUUACAUCUCGUCGAGGUAGUUUUGAGGGGAAAAAAAAGUCCUGAGUUAAGGAGCCAUGGUUCUUAUAAGUGAUUAAAAGAACAAAAAAAAAGGAGAGAGAAACUGUUACAGUAUGAUUUAGAUCAUUAAAAAAAAAAUCAAGUGCAAUUUUGUUUACAAAUGGUGUAUAUUAAAGAUUUUUCUAUUUCAGAUGUACUUUAGAGAGAGAUACUAUCCUAACUCUUUUGACAUCUGCUAUUGUGACACAUCCCAUUGCUGGCAAUGUGGUGCACUCUCCAGAACUUUUAACUACUGUUUUGUAAGCCUCUGAGGGUGGUAUUUCAGAGUCCUAGGCAAUGCUUUGUUUCUGCCUCAUGCCAUUCACUGGGCACUAGAUGCAGAGAGGCACUCCCAUCAAAGUGCUUGUGAGAGAGUACACUGCUAAAGGAACUGUAGUGCUUCCGAAGCAGUAGCUAACAAAGCAAAUAGAUCCUUCUGGCUUAAUUUAAACAGUUUUUCCUACAUGAAGUAUGGAGGCCCUGGAUUGCUGCUCAUUCUAUUAAAAAGUGACUGUUCUUGUA